Oryza brachyantha (malo sina) is the source of this 1320-nucleotide messenger RNA. RefSeq lists its product as uncharacterized. The record is from RefSeq and is a predicted model, not a curated record. NCBI's taxonomy places the organism in Eukaryota, Viridiplantae, Streptophyta, Magnoliopsida, Poales, Poaceae. The transcript is spliced from 4 exons. The coding region runs from base 1 to 1122 and encodes 373 amino acids.
AUGGCCACGGCGGACGAGGCCGGCGGCGCGGUCGCCGGAGUUGAAGCUGGAGCGGGCGAUCAGGGUGGUGGCGGCGGUGGCUGUCUCGGGGAGGUGAGGAGGGCGGCGAGGGCGGUGCUGUUCCUGGCGGCCGUCGCGCUGCCGUGCCUCGUUCUGUACAGCGCCGCCGUGGCGCCGGCGGGGCGGUUCGUCCGGCCGGCCGCGCUGCUGUGGCCGGGCCGCACCGCGCCGCCGCCACGCAGCGACGUCGACCCGACGGAAGGUGAGGACGCGAGGCUGGAACGCGUGCUGAGGGCGGCGGCGAUGGCGAACGACACGGUGAUCCUGACGACGCUGAACUCGGCGUGGGCGGAGACCGGAUCGGUCGUGGACGUCUUCCUCGAGAGCUUCCGGAUCGGCGAGGACACGAGGGGCCUCCUCGACCACCUCGUCAUUGUCUCCCUCGACCUCGCCGCGCACCGCCGCUGCGAGCAGAUCCACACCCACUGCUUCGCGCUCGCCACCGACGGCGUCGACUUCUCCGGCCAGAAGAACUUCAUGUCCGAUGGCUACCUCAGGAUGAUGUGGCGCCGCAUCGACUUCCUCCGCCUCGUUCUUGCCAAGGGCUACAGCUUCGUCUUCACGGACACGGACAUCGUGUGGUUCAGGAACCCGUUGCCGCACCUGUACCACGACGGCGACUUCCAGAUCGCCUGCGACCACUUCACCGGCGAUCCGGACGACCUGAGCAACAGCCCCAACGGCGGGUUCGCGUACGUGAGGUCAAGCGCGGCGACGGUGGAGCUCUACCGGUUCUGGUACGCGGCGAGGGAGAAGCACCCGGGGCUCCAUGACCAGGACGUGCUCAACCUCAUCAAGCGCGAUCCCUACCUCGCCCAGCUCGGCGUCAGGAUCAGGUUCCUCAGCACCGACCUCUUCGGCGGCCUCUGCGAGCACGGCCGGAGCCUGAGCACGGUCUGCACCAUGCACGCCAACUGCUGCAUCGGCCUGCGCCGGAAGAUCGACGACCUUGGGCUCAUGCUCCAGGACUGGAGGAGGUUCAUGGCGACGCCCGAAACGGACAGGCAUUUUGUCACCUGGAGUGUGCCCAGGAAUUGCAGUAUGAAGAAACUGGAGCGGUAGGAGACUGAAAAGAAGACUUUUUUCUCAAAAAAAAAAGACUUUUAACUGCAAUGUGUUAGAUUAGAGCCUUGUCUGUACUCUGUACCAUAGAUGAGAUGGCUGGCACCAACCAAAUGAACCUGCAGCUAACUGUCGUUGACAAAUACUAUUGCUUUUGUUAAAAAGUACUCGCUCUGUCCCAAAAAAAAACGAAUUCUC